Molecule: messenger RNA, 1365 nt
Organism: Amoebophrya sp. A120
Lineage: Eukaryota; Dinophyceae; Syndiniales; Amoebophryaceae
Source: the annotation of a GenBank genome assembly
AUGGCACUGUGGGAACCUGUACUUUUCGCAUCUCCUGCAGCAACACCCGCGUAUGUGGCGUUCGUCGAAGGUCGUGCCCGGCACCGCCUGCAUCAGUUGGAACACUUGGCGUUAAGGCAAGCCGAAGGCCGGGCAGCUGCCGUCGCACGGGAUACCACCAAGACAGCGGAGAUCUUAGGAAGAGGCGCUCUUUUGCAGCAGGACAUAAGCGAGCUCACCGAUUUUCUCGACCUGCAUCACAAAUGUAUUCGACAUGCAAAAGCGGGAAAGUUCUGCUGCGGCGAUUACCACGGCAGCCGAGACAGCUACUAUUGCUGGUUCCCGGCUGUGCGACGGAGGCCGGACUACAUAAGCGACGGCGAGGACGACAGGACCCCUGCGGGAGCAGACCGCGAGCCUCCUCUUCCCGACCACGAAGAUCUUGUUGAGCGGACGCCGGUAGAACAAGCAGAUGGAACCUUCGUGGAAACCGAAACACCGCCGGAAACACAAACACCCCCGUGGGUGAAUGCAAACAUAAACACCCCCCCGCCAAUCUUCAAACCUCCACCCAGAGAGCAGUAUCCCCAACAGGGGGUCCAUGAGGUUUGGGUGCGUCAAGAUGGCGAUCAUCCGGCUGCUUGGCUCUGCUUUCAGUCAACUCCCUUCCUCGACAAUACGACGGCGACUACAUACGGAGAUGAUGGACCUCGUCUCUACUGCCUGCAGAAUGUCAGCCUCUCAAUCGCACAAGACCAGCUCCGCAUGUGGAUCGCUGCGGUGCGCAGACUGUCGUCCCGGUCGCAGCACGGCGGCCUGGCGAACUUUCCGGACGAACUUUUUCGCAAAGUGCAUGCGUUUCUUGGGCCCCUGGGGACCGCGCUCUCCAACCGCGACUACCUGGCUUCGGUUGCCGUUGAAAAGCGCCGCAAGGAUGUCGAGGGGCUUCUCGACUUGGUAGUGGCUCAGAACCUCGACAUCUCGCCGGUCCCGGGUUACGGGAGGACAGUCCUUUCGGGGGGCUUGUUUUGGUCCAGUGAGGGCGUCCGGUCGCAAUUGUGGCAAAGCCGUGCGAACUCGAGGCUGAUUGCCAAACUUGGCGACAAAACGGUCAAGCUGGAAGGGAUUAGUAUGUGGCCGUCACCGCGGGAGAAAGCAAUCGCCAGGAGUAGUGCGUGGGACAAGGAACGGCUGAGCGACGAGCUGGCUCCGCGGGCCACGAAAGUUCGGCCAGGCAUGAGUGGGGCAACCUUCGGCGCCGUUGAGAUUAUCACGCAAAAUUACUUCGAAAAAAAGGGCUUUGCGUUUGAAUUCGAGCGAUUGUAUGGCGAAGGAUACGAGGAUGAGGACUCCACAUCAGGAUUAGAGUUCAAGGCUUUUUUUUGA